This is a messenger RNA of Colletotrichum orchidophilum, 2751 nucleotides long. Its product is annotated as arrestin domain-containing protein. Gene Ontology annotation, cellular component: cytoplasm; cytosol. Gene Ontology annotation, molecular function: protein-macromolecule adaptor activity; ubiquitin protein ligase binding. The record is from RefSeq and is a predicted model, not a curated record. The transcript has 2 exons. Gene Ontology annotation, biological process: ubiquitin-dependent endocytosis. Bases 1 to 2751 code for a protein of 916 amino acids. Lineage: Eukaryota; Fungi; Ascomycota; Sordariomycetes; Glomerellales; Glomerellaceae.
AUGCCGGCCACCAUGACAGAUUCGGAGCGAUCUCGGCGUACGGAAAACUGGAUUCCCACAUCCACCCGAGGCGGCGUCUACUACUGCCCCAGAUAUCUUCUCGAUCCUCCUGCAACACAACAGAAUCGCCUACCGACACCGCCCAUCCGCGCUCGCCAAGUAAGACCGCGAUCAAUACACAUCACCUCGUGGCCCUCGGGCUUUGUACCCCACGAACUCAGGCCGCAACCAGAGCGCCCUGUGAAGAGGAGGAAAUCGUUAAAAGCAGUAUCCCCGACCACCACAGCACUGGGGAAGACGUCAUUGAAGUUCAGCAUCAAACAGUUCUUCUCCCUCUCCCAAAAACAGGUGCCCAGUCGUUCCACGUCACGCGCAUCCACCCUUUCAAGGCCUACACUUUCAAGGCCGCCCAGUAGAGCCGCGAGCAUUCUUCAUCGACUCUCUACAUACCGUGAGGUAGAUUUGGUGGUUCCGGACGAAGACUCAAUGGCGCUGCGAUCUGCCGCCAUGGCCGAGGCCUUGCGGCCACCCCUGAUGACCUCGACAUACAACGCACCCGGCCAGCGAAACAGCAUGAUGUCGGUACGGAGCGCAAAGAGCAACGUAACAUCAAUGGUCACCGAGAUUCCCAAACCCGUUGCCCACGGAAGCGGUGUCAGCUGCUCGAUCCUUAUGGCGGAGCCGAAUAUCUUUCUGACUGGAUUCGACCACGACGGCCACAGACAACACUCACAAGGUGGAACGGCUCUUCUGCGCGGAAAGCUGCAGCUCAAGGUCACAAAAAACAUCAAGAUCAAGGGUGUGAGCUUGAAGUUGGUGGGAAAGGCCCGCACCGAAUGGCCUGAGGGAAUUCCUCCCUUGAAAGUCGAAUUGUGCGAAGAGGAGUCGCUGCGCACACAGGUUCUGACCUUUUUCAACGCCGUGAACGACGGGUGGGAGACCGAGUAUGGCAACCAGUGUGUCUACGCGUUGAAGAACAGCUCUACAAACUCCUCAUCGACAAAUCUCGCCUCUAGCUCACCUCGCAAUUCGAUGUCGCCCUCGCUGUUGUCAAUACCGCCCAAUAGACAAGGUCUAACGGCCAAGGAAUUGAAACGUCUGUCUCUGCAGUCAAAUCAGUCGAGGAGCUUCGGCAAAGGCGAUAACCCGAGUGGCAAUCAGGCCAAGGGUUACAAGGUGUUUUACCCAGGCACAUACGAGUACACCUUUGAGUUGCCCAUCGACCACCAUCAGUUGGAGACGACCAAGCUUCAGUAUGGCUCUGUCAAGUGGGAGCUGCAGGCGACCGUGGAGCGAGCUGGAGCCUUCAAGCCAAACCUUCACGGUUCCAAGGAAGUGGCUAUUGUCCGUGUACCGGACCAGCUCUCGCUGGAAAUGACGGAACCCAUUUCGAUUAGCAGGCAAUGGGAGGACCAAUUACACUACGAUAUCAUCAUUUCAGGCAAAUCUUUCCCCUUGGGCACCAAGAUCCCGAUCGCUUUCAAGCUUACGCCGCUUGCCAAGGUCCAGGUUCACAAACUCAAGGUUUUCGUCACCGAGUCGAUUGAGUACUGGACCAACGACCGCAGAGUUACGCGUAAAGACCCGGGUAGAAAGAUUCUGCUGCUUGAGAAAACUGCUGGAAAGCCUUUGGACCCUGCCUACGCAUCAUCGGAUGUCCGCGUGCUCAAUGGAGGUGAGCUGACGCCCCGCCAACGUCGAGAGGCUCGCGAAUCUGCAGCCAUGCGACGCGCAGCUGAUGCUUCUCGACAUGGCGUGAUGCCGGAGCCCCUCCCCGAACCCGUGGACAACAUUUUGGGUGAUUUGGAUCUCGGGCUGGAGAGCUACUGGGGAUCCACUGAGAUUGAGAUGAACGUUCAAUUGCCGACUUGCGAGACUAUGGCCAAGAGCAAGGAGAUGCGCUUGCAUCCCGACUGCAGCUGGAAGAAUGUUAAUGUGUACCACUGGAUCAAGAUCGUCAUGAGGAUUUCCCGUCUCGACCCUGAGGAUCCCACUGGCACCAAACGCCGUCACUUUGAGAUCAGCAUCGACUCACCGUUUACGGUACUCAACUGCCGUGCCACCCAGGCCAAUACCUCCCUUCCCGAGUACUCGGGCCCUGAUGUGGGCUUGAACCAAAGCCGUCACACGUCUUGCGGCUGCCCCGAUGCGGUCACCAUUUCGGGACCUUCUGGGGGCUCGCCAAACAACCUUUCGACGGGCGCCCUCACAGUCAUGGAGGCGCCUGGUAAUCUGCCCGCGCCUCCCCAAGCAGCGCAUCUCCCCUCGUCGCCGCAACCGACAACCGGCGGCACCGGCCGGACUUCACCGCCAAAUUCCCAGACGUCGGUAGAUCCACUCGCCGACGUACACCCCCGACCUAUUCACCUCCUUCGCGUGCCUUCUUACAACCCUCCUGCGUUUGACGCCGAAACGCCCCCGCCGCCCGCCGAGAGCGAGCAACUUCCGCUGCAGACACCGCCGCCUCAGUACGAUGUCAUUGUCGGUACGCCGAGCGUCGACGGUAUGGCGGACUACUUUGCGCGCCUGGCCGACUACGGAUACGACGAACCCGAAGAAGACUCCGACUCAGACGAGGGCCCGGCCCGGAUCACGGAGCGCGGAGGGCGGGUUAAUGUUGCGCACCCUCGCACACCCGGCGGUAGACGCGCUCCAAGCCGCAGCCUCGAGAUCCAGCGCCCUCCCGUCGAAUUGAGGUUGGACGCUCUGCCCACGCUUCGAAGAAACGGAAUCCCACCGCAAAUCAAUUGA